This is a messenger RNA of Thelazia callipaeda (thelaziosis nematode), 1284 nucleotides long. Lineage: Eukaryota; Metazoa; Nematoda; Chromadorea; Rhabditida; Thelaziidae. The record is from the annotation of a GenBank genome assembly.
AUGGAUAUGUCAUGGGCUGACAGUGAAGCUUCAAGUUCGAAACUGAACGAACCUUUAUCAGUAACUAUUGCAUCUACGUCAUUAAUUGCUGAUGAGACUAGCAAUGAAUCAACCAAAAUGUCUGCACCAGUUGUUGAUUCAGAAGUAAUUUCGGAUUCGCCAAGUACAAAGUCUGGUAAAGAAGUUCGUUUAAUUAGAAACUCGUCAUCACGUGUAAUAACAGCUGAUACUACUCAUAUUCAUAUUGAACCGAGUAACGUCAUUGAGUAUGAGUGGCCUCCUAAAUCUGGCGAACGCUAUUUCAUUCAGGAGCAAAUUGCGGAUCUUUUAGAUGUCAAGUCAUUCAAGAGGAAAUAUCCGGAACUUAGUCGACACACCGUUGAAAUAAAUGAAAGAGAAUACUUAAUAGCUAAUUACAAACUUUCUAAUGCUAUAAAUGAACAUCAAAUGCAUGGUUUAACCGCUUUAAGGGCAAUCGAGGUUCAUGAAUUAAUGGCUUCAGAUUAUCCAGAGUACCAGAGAGCAGCUGCAGAUAAAGUUAAAUUACAGAUGGCUGAAGAUCAAAAACGAUUAGAUGCAGUAUGUUUUGAAAUUAUACAGUCACCAAUGAAUCGAUGGAAGCGUAUGGCUCCAGAACAUACUCGACCGGGUCCUUAUCCUGCUGCACUUAUUCAUGGUCAGUACCAGCAUUUCUAUAAAAGAUUCACUCCAUCUGAGUUGCGCCGACUACCGUUAUCUACAGUAGUAGACUAUGAUUAUCUUUUACCACCUAGACGACUUUCUUCACCAUUACCUGUUGUUGUAAAUGAAGAGGACAUGGCUGUGGCAUCAAAUAUUGAAAAUGAUGAAAGUUCUAAUUUUGAAAUGCAACCUUCUUUUUUAUCAUCAUCGAACUACAGCAGUGGCGUUAGAGCAGUCAAGCUAGAAAAAGAUCCUCAGGAUCAAGUCAAAAAACAACAGUGUUCCAUUUGUGAUGAAGCAGAUAAGCGUCAGAUGUUAUCUUGUUCCAACUGUCACAAUACUGUGCAUCCUGAUUGUGCCAGUUUGCCGACCCAUGUUGUUAAGGUCGCAUUAAAUUACAAAUGGAACUGCAUUGAAUGCAAAAAAUGUACAGUAUGCGAAAAGCCGGAUAAUGAAGAUGCAAUGAUGUUCUGUGAUCGAUGUGACCGUGGUUAUCACACGUUCUGUGUAGGUUUAGCCACUCCACCAAAUGGUAACUGGAUUUGUUCUAGUUGUUGUGAUGAUGAUGGCUUUUUGGCGAUGGAAACCACUCACAGUUCUUGA